Molecule: messenger RNA, 675 nt
Organism: Peronospora matthiolae
Lineage: Eukaryota; Oomycota; Peronosporomycetes; Peronosporales; Peronosporaceae
Source: the annotation of a GenBank genome assembly
AUGCACCCCAGCAGCCGCCCGUUCCAAGACGCGUCCGUCGCACGCACGCCACCAACAUCUAUUGGCCACUCCAUGAACGUUUCCCCUAUGCCUCCUGUAGACAGCGCGUCACCCGCGUACCAAACGCCGCUAGCUUCCGCUGCUUUACCCGGACCGCCUCACUCGAACCUCAUGGACGAGAUUAGUAACCAGAUCAAAUCUAGUAACAGUCAGACCAUCGUCAAAUUCAUGCGUCUUCUAAAUCUGGUACUGGCCUCACUCACCAUAACGGUAGGCGUGUUAGCAUGGAUUUGUGGUCAAGUGGAUACUUUCCAGAAGGUCAUUGCAGGGAUCUACAUCAUAUUGUUUGGGGCGCUGCUGCUGGCCUUUGAGCUGCGUACCGAGAAGAUUGACGUCGUUCUGCGCACCAACUUUGGCUUUAUGUAUGGCAACAAGACGCGCACGUUGUUCCUCGUCUUCAUUGCGAUCUGGCCGCUUUCGAUGGGCAACUUCUGGCUCACGAUUCUCGACGCUCUGUUGUUGUUUCUCAACGCGCUGUUCAACUUCUUUGUCAUCUCGAAGCACCCGGCCUUCUCCGCGAUGCCACCCGUGCACGACUUUGAUGCCCAACAUCAUAAGUUCGCUACUACUGGCUGUGGACCUUCGGCGCUUCCUGUUUCCGACGAUCGCCGUUGA